AUGCACAACGGCCGUGGACGCCGAAAGAACGGCAGCGUCAAGGCCAGCAAGGGUAGUCAGCGUGCCACAAUCGUCCCUCCCGUAUCCCAGCAAUCUCUUCCGGCCCGUUCUAAAACCUCCUCCGCCAGCGAUGACAGCCUAGACAGCUCCGACGCUGCCUCCGUGACCUUAUCCACCUGCACCACCACAACCUCCUCCAGCAGUUCUCCCUCCAAACCCGUCGCCAACGGCGUGCACUCGACCUCCGAGAAGAACAUGGCUAGGAAAACUUCGUCGCCCAUGGCGCCCCCCUUCAUGGUGUCCGCGCCGGGCAAAGUCAUCGUCUUUGGUGAGCAUGCCGUCGUGCACGGCAAGGCCGCCAUGGCCGCUGCCAUCUCCCUCCGAUCUUACCUCCUCGUCACAACCCUCUCCAAGUCGCAGCGCACAAUUACCUUGAAUUUCAGAGACACGGGCCUGGACCAUACCUGGAACAUCGAUGACCUGCCAUGGGACGUCUUCCACCAUCCCUCCAAAAAGAAGUACUACUACGACUUGGUCACUUCCCUAGACAACGAACUGCUCGACGCGAUCCAGCCCCAUGUUGAUGACGUCUCCCCAAAUCUUCCGGAGGAGCAGCGCAAAGUACACCGACGCUCUGCUCUGGCCUUCCUGUACCUUUUCUGCUCCUUGGGGUCCCCACAGCAUCCAGGGGCCAUCUACACCCUUCGGUCCACGAUCCCCAUCGGCGCUGGUUUGGGUAGCAGCGCAAGUGUUUGUGUCUGCAUAAGUGCUGCGCUGCUUCUCCAAAUCCGGACUCUGGCCGGACCUCAUCCGGAUCAACCCCCCGACGAGGCGGAAACUCAGAUCGAGCGGAUCAACCGCUGGGCGUUUGUGGGAGAGUUAUGUACCCACGGGAACCCCAGUGGCGUGGACAACACGGUUUCCGCAGGUGGCAAGGCCGUGAUCUUCAGACGCGAGGAUUACUCAAAGCCCCCCUCCGUUUUCUCGGUCCCCAACUUCCCCGAAUUGCCUCUACUCCUGGUGGAUACGCGACAAGCACGUUCCACGGCAACCGAAGUCGCCAAGGUCGGAAAAUUGAAGAAGGAACACCCCUUGGUGACGGAUUCUAUCCUGGAUGCGAUCGAUAAGGUCACCGCCUCAGCGGAAGAGCUCAUCCGCGGCUGCGAUUCAAAGGGGGUUUCCAAAGAGACGCUCGAGCACCUGGGAACGCUGAUUCGUGUCAACCAUGGGUUCCUUGUCUCGCUUGGGGUCUCUCACCCGAGGCUGGAACGAAUUCGUGAAUUGGUCGACUUCGCCGACAUUGGCUGGACGAAGUUGACCGGUGCGGGUGGUGGGGGAUGCGCGAUUACACUCCUGCGUCCGGAUGCCGACGAGAACGCCGUUCGAGAUCUUGAGGGCAGACUCUCCACCGAAGGGUUCGUGAAAUACGAAACCACACUGGGAGGGGGUGGCGUGGGUGUUUUGUGGCCUGCAGUGCUUCGCAAUGGAACCGACGAAGAAGGCGGCGAGGAGAUUGAUCAGCAGAAGUUCGAAAUGGCAGACGGCCCGGAAGGCAUCGAACAGCUCGUGGGCGUGGGAACGCAGGAAAAGCGAGAUGGUUGGAAGUUCUGGAGACGCGCCAUGCACUGA
Messenger RNA from Aspergillus steynii IBT 23096, 1629 nucleotides. It is a transcript of the gene erg12, whose product is annotated as mevalonate kinase. The transcript has a single exon. The record is from RefSeq and is a predicted model, not a curated record. Gene Ontology annotation, cellular component: cytoplasm. Lineage: Eukaryota; Fungi; Ascomycota; Eurotiomycetes; Eurotiales; Aspergillaceae. Gene Ontology annotation, biological process: isoprenoid biosynthetic process; ergosterol biosynthetic process. Gene Ontology annotation, molecular function: mevalonate kinase activity; ATP binding. The coding region runs from base 1 to 1629 and encodes 542 amino acids.